This is a messenger RNA of Oppia nitens, 655 nucleotides long. RefSeq names its product 60S ribosomal protein L26-like (gene RpL26). Gene Ontology annotation, cellular component: cytosolic large ribosomal subunit; ribosome. The transcript has 4 exons. NCBI's taxonomy places the organism in Eukaryota, Metazoa, Arthropoda, Arachnida, Sarcoptiformes, Oppiidae. Gene Ontology annotation, biological process: cytoplasmic translation; ribosomal large subunit biogenesis. The record is from RefSeq and is a predicted model, not a curated record. Gene Ontology annotation, molecular function: RNA binding; structural constituent of ribosome. Bases 116 to 562 code for a protein of 148 amino acids.
GUGAACAUUGACUAUGAGUUGUAGUGUUGUCUGAAUUGAAACUUCCGUAUCCUUUCCUUUCGGUUUGUUUGUUGCCAUUCAAUACACACAAACAAAUAGAUAUACUCCGUAAAAGAUGGUAAAAAUGAAUAAAUUAGUGACUUCUUCGCGAAGGAAGAAUCGCAAGAAGCACUUCAACGCUCCGUCACAUAUCCGCCGAAGGAUAAUGUCUUCGCCGUUGAGUAAAGAGUUGCGACAGAAAUACGGAGUAAGAAGUAUUCCCAUCCGAAAGGACGACGAAGUCCAGGUGGUGCGCGGCCACUAUAAAGGCCAACAAGUGGGCAAAGUUGUCCAAUGCUACCGGGCCAAAUAUGUCAUCUAUAUUGAGCGCAUCCAACGAGAAAAAGCUAACGGCGCCAGCGUUUAUGUCGGCAUUCAUCCAUCAAAGGUGGUAAUUGUUAAGCUGAAGAUGGAUAAGGACCGCAAGAAAAUAUUGGAAAGAAGAGCAAAGGGCCGACAACUGACCGACGGAAAGCUGAAGGGAAAGCAUACCGAAGAGUCGGUAGCGAUGGAGUCUUCUUAAUCCAUGUUUUUUUGGACAUCAAAUUUGAUUUAUUAUUUUGAAUUAUUUGUUUUGUCGUAAAUUAAAUAAUAAAAAGCGAUAAAUUUAAAUAAC